AUAAGUUUCUUGCAAUUAGAUUUUUGAAUAGUUUCCAAAACAAUUUUUUGCACAGCGACCUAGGAAGUUUCAGAGCAACAGAUAUUUAAAUUUCUGUUGACAGAAUGAUGACAGGGAGGGAAUUAGGAGCCAAGGUCUCCAGCCUCUUCGAUGUGGCAGCCCAGCACCGACCCCUGAAGAACGCGGGUUCCAGCGUCAUCUCGUUUGUCUGCGACCCCCGUCAUGAUGACGACAUGCACAAGGCCAAAAAGGUUUAUUAUGAAAAUACCUAUCAGCUAGAUCCUCCCGCGAAGUUCAGAGCAGACAAAGUCAAACCCAUCAUAGAGAAGGUCCUGGAAACUCAUCUUGAAGGGAAGAAAUAUGAUCCUGUAGAGUGUUCCAUUCUUUCCAAGAAACUGUCUGACGAAAUCAAACAGAAAGUCAAGGAACUGGAUUUCAAAAGAUACAAACUGGUGUGUACAGUUACGAUUGGACAGAAGCACAACCAGGGGGUACAGAUCGGCUCACGGUAUCUCUGGGACGCCGACAGAGACAACUUUGCUGCCGCUUCCUUCCACAACCGCCAUAUCUUCGCCGACGGCUCGGUUUACGCUCUCUAUUACGAGUGAUGCAAUGUUUUCCGACACCUCCAUUUUGUCUUUCUGACGAUAUUUCCACAGUUCUAGUCAUUACCAGGAUUCAAAAAUCAAAAUUACUUGAAUCGUUUUAUUAAUAUGUUUAAAACUUGUUGUACGAUUUGAAUGAAUGUUUUCAAUGAA
Messenger RNA from Saccostrea cuccullata (small rock oyster), 758 nucleotides. Its product is annotated as dynein light chain Tctex-type 5-B-like. Gene Ontology annotation, biological process: microtubule-based movement. Lineage: Eukaryota; Metazoa; Mollusca; Bivalvia; Ostreida; Ostreidae. The transcript has 5 exons. The record is from RefSeq and is a predicted model, not a curated record. The coding region runs from base 105 to 608 and encodes 167 amino acids. Gene Ontology annotation, molecular function: dynein intermediate chain binding. Gene Ontology annotation, cellular component: cytoplasmic dynein complex; cytoplasm.